Molecule: messenger RNA, 2088 nt
Organism: Orbicella faveolata
Lineage: Eukaryota; Metazoa; Cnidaria; Anthozoa; Scleractinia; Merulinidae
Source: RefSeq, a predicted model, not a curated record
AGGAACUUUCUUUAAUUAUUCCAAAAUAAUGCGGGAGAAAGAAUAGAAUCUCUACUAGCAGAUAAUCUUAUACAUAGAGAAAACUGAUCAAUACUGAGGUGGCGUUCAAUGACGAAUGCUUAAGGAUCUUUAUCAGAAAAGUGGGCACUUGUAUGUAUAUUGAUGAGGUAGUGAGGUAGAGCUGAUCAACUUACGACGAAGCGCUACUUUUGGCAGAAUUAACGGCUUGAUUAGACUGUAACUUUUGAUAGUGAGAUAUGAAGAACUGGAUCAAUGUGGCGUGUGGUGUUUUCCUCCUAAGUUCAGCAUGGAAAGGAUGUCUCUCGAAUCUCUUACAGGAGAAGGAAUCUGAUUUAGCAAACUUGCAGGAAUUUAAUGCGGUCGAGAGAAUCGAGGACACUCCAUAUGGUCUACAUGGUUAUGAUGAAAAUAAAGAAGAUGUCAAUGAGAGUAACGCUGAAGAUGGUCAUUCUGAUAUAGCUUUCCUCAAAGAUUCAAGCUACCGUCGCAAACGUAACCGUCAUUGCAUCUGUUACCGACGAUCCUCUCGUCGACGUGGUGGUGGUGGUGGUGGCUGGCGACCCUUACCCCGCCCCUACAAGUAACGAACUUGACUCUGUUUCUUGACUUUCCAUUCCUUAAUGUUACACUUUGGAAAGUUGUAAGAUUUCAUAGAAGCUUGUGUAAGCACUGUAAAAGACUAUAAAGCUUUGCUCCUAGAAUGGAAGGCGAUUAAAUAUCUGGUUUGUGCUAUUUCCGCAGCGCUGUUCUUUUCUUUGAUCAUGAACUUGUCAUUCGCUAUAAUUCAUGUCUUGGAGCAAACUUUCUGUUCGCAAUUGAGUUUCCUCACGGUAGUCCGUUACAUGAACACGAAGUGUGUUCAUCCUAUGCAUUUAAGCAUUUCGUACAGUCAACUUGUCGUACUUAAAAAAUCAUGCUUCGCAAUGCUCCAAAAUGGAUCAAUAUACAGUAACAAAAAUUGUAACAGUACAUCCCAAGAAUAACUUUUGUUUUGUAAUGUCUGAAUUGAAUGCUAGAUGGUAAUUUUGUUUUUUCGGGGGGUAAAUAGUGCUGAAGAUAUAACUAGUAAAUUGCCAGGUAGAAAGGAACCCUGAUUAAGCGCAGGUAAUCAUUACGCUUUUACACGAGUUUUAAGUAUCUUUUAAACUUCAUUCCCUGAAACGUUGUUCCUAGCAAAUAGUAAACUUUGUCAGGUACCCGAGCAUAGGGAACUUCCUAUACAUUACAAUCAAUUAAAUCAAUCCUCUUUGUUCGCUUGUAAAAGGAUUCUGAGACUGCUUUGGCAUAAUUUAAUCGGAUGUAUGUGGGGUUUAAAGUGUUGGUACAUGGCUGUUUGGUUUAGUCUAUCGUACCCCUGGAAAUUACCUUCCAAGUGAUAGUUUCCUUCAGUUGAAAUUUGGAACCCUUCAUUGAUUAAGUAACAGAGCCUAACGGGAUUUGACGUAUAGUAUAGUCACUACUAUCUUCCUACCCUCCUAGAUCACAUACUACCCAUUUUCAUUUGUUUCCCUUCAUCCCCCACCUCCCUUCGUUUCUCCUUCCCAGGGGUUGAUACCCCGAUAAACAACUACUUCGUUCAACCGCAGCUGUGAAGGUUCGUGUUAUCUGCAGAUUUUUGAAGGCAAAGUGCCAUUAAUAUGCAAGAGUGUUGGCUUUAUUUAUUUCGUUUAACAUAACGAGAUUUUGUUAUUUUAACUAACCUAAAAAUGAUACCUGAGCCAGUUUGCUGAAAAAAAGCUAUAGUUAAAAAGGCUACUGUUACCUGAUAUUACAGUUGAGCAAUUACGAAUUCACAAAGGCUAUGAAAUGUAUAUGAACUUAAGACAUGCACCAACAAAAGCAUUUCUAAAAUAAAAUAUAUAUUGGUGCAGCGAUAGUUAUUGCAGUCAAAUGAUUUGAUCAUUAUCCAAAGUUUUGGGCAAAACAUAUAUUUAAAACGGAUUGAUGAAGCCAAAAUUACCUAGAUAUUUUGUCCUGCGUGACUGGACGAAAAACAGCCCAUCUUCCUUAAUCCUAUGCAGACCGAGGGAGGAAAGGGCUUUUGAGGCCCCCACCAAUUUUGAGCAA